CAGAUCCACAACAUUAGAACAAAGUGUUUGCUACUGUAUAAAUGUAUAUUUAAUAAAAUAUUUUCUGUGCGCCCUCAGGUGUUCAACGAAGACGGUACGGUUCGGUAUUUUAUCGACGCCAGUCAGGAGGACCAGCGCAGCUGGAUGACUUACAUCAAGUGCGCCAGGAACGAGCAGGAGCAGAAUCUGGAGGUGGUGCAGAUCGGCAGCAGCAUCUUCUACAAGGCAGUGGAGACAAUCCCACCGGACCAGGAGCUUCUCGUCUGGUAUGGAAACACUCACAACACGUUCCUGGGAAUUCCUGGAGUUCCUGGAGCAGAUGAAGAGCUUCAGAAGAAAAACAGAAAUGGUGAGUUGUUGUUAACAU
Cynoglossus semilaevis (tongue sole) is the source of this 367-nucleotide messenger RNA. RefSeq names its product PR domain zinc finger protein 12-like. The record is from RefSeq and is a predicted model, not a curated record. The transcript is spliced from 2 exons. The annotation marks the transcript as partial. Gene Ontology annotation, molecular function: protein binding. Lineage: Eukaryota; Metazoa; Chordata; Actinopteri; Pleuronectiformes; Cynoglossidae.